Panicum hallii is the source of this 3094-nucleotide messenger RNA. RefSeq names its product E3 ubiquitin-protein ligase BRE1-like 2. Gene Ontology annotation, cellular component: HULC complex; nucleus. The record is from RefSeq and is a predicted model, not a curated record. Bases 377 to 2908 code for a protein of 843 amino acids. Gene Ontology annotation, molecular function: metal ion binding; ubiquitin protein ligase activity. Lineage: Eukaryota; Viridiplantae; Streptophyta; Magnoliopsida; Poales; Poaceae. The transcript is spliced from 19 exons.
AGCACACAUCCCGCAUCCCAGUGCUCCUGUCUCGCCGUUGCUCCGACGAGGCCCCCGCCGCCGCCGGCCGACCCCUCUUCUCUCGGAGCAAUCCAACGAAGGCAGCCGGCCGCACGAGGAGCUCCCGGCUGCGGCACGCUUACCUUCCUCCUCUCCUUCCCAAGCGUCCUCCUGGGUCCGGGCCCGCGCCCGAGCGCGCGCGGCGGCGUCGAACCCGCCUCCUGCUUCAUCCCAUCGGAGCUCGCCAGCCACGGAGGGAGGGACUCGUUUCCUCGCAUUCAUCUUCGCCGUCGACGGCCUCGUCGUACUCCAGGGGUUGGGUUGGCCUCGACUGGAGUGGAGAUCAUCCCACACCAGGGAUUGAAUUCGUUUGCCGAUGGAUUCCGCAGCUCUUCAAUAUGAAAACCAAAAGUUGGUGCAACAAUUGGAGGCACAGAAGUCUGAAAUGCAUGCAUUGGAGGGCAAGUUCAAGGAGCUGAGAGAUGAGCAAUGUUCUUAUGACAAGACUUUGAUUUCGCUGAAUAAAAUGUGGAAUCAGCUGAUUGAUGAUUUGGUCCUGCUUGGGGUACGGGCUGGUGGGGAUUUGGGCAAUUUGCAAGCACUUGACCAUGAAGAGUUAUCAGAAGAUUCUUUUGAGUCAUGUCCUUCUGAGGAGAUAUUUCUCUUGAGGCUCUUGAAGUCCAGCAAUUUCAAACAUAACAAUGAAAAUAGCUUGUUGGAAUUUGUUGAAGAAACUCUUGCUUUUCGCCGUUCGGUAACUGUUACUCUCAUGAAGUCCCUGCAAGAGGCAAUUUGUUCACAUCAGGCUAGAAGUGAAUAUUUAGCUUUGGCUUUUAAUGGACAAAAGUCAAAUGAAGAUGUUAUCGUUGCCCUUCAAAACCAUAAUGACCAUUUGAAAGAGGUUGUUGAGAAUGCCAGUCAAGCUAUUUCUAUUAUUAAUGAGAAGCACAAAAGGUAUCUGGAUGAGAUUGAGGCUUCCAAAAGCAACCAUUCAAGGGAGCUGCAGGAAAUUAAGCGCAUCUCAGGUGAGCUAGAGGAAAGCAUGGCCGAGCUUGAGUUAAGUCGACGGAAGUUGGUUGUGCUCCAAUUGCAGAGACAUGGUUCUGUCAUGGAUGCAUCCGAUGCAAAUGCUGUGAAUGGAGGCAUUUCUACUGAUAAAUCUUCGGACAAAAGUAUGAGCUGGCAAGACCUCAAAGAUGCUGUUGAUGCAGCUAAGACCCUCGCAGGAAACCGUCUAUUAGAACUCCAUCAGACGCAAGAGGAUAAUCUAAUACUGUCCAAGGAACUUGGAGAUCUUGAGGGGCAAUUGAAAGAUGAGAACUAUGUUUUAGUAUCAAAACCAUACGCAAUUCUUAAUGAUCAAUUACAGAAUCUGAAUGCGGAGAUAGAGCGCUGUAGGGGGUUAGUUGAAGUUUUACAGAAUGACAAGGACCAGCUCAUGCAAAAGGAGAAAGAAAUUUGUGCAAAAGCAGAAUCAUUCGACAGUAUUAAACAAACUAUCGCCACUUAUGAGACCAAAAUUGAAGAACUGGAAAAUCAAAUUCAGAUAUUCAUAUCUGAAAAGAAUGAUCUUGAGACCAAGGUUGAGGAAACUUUGCAAGAUUCAGGCAAGAAAGACUUCAAGAAUGAGAUUCAUGUUAUGGCUGCAGCACUCUCCAAUGAGCUGGGAAUGAUGGAGAAUCAGUUGAGUAGAUCAAAGGAUGCCGCUUCUGAAGCACUUGCAUUACGUGAGCAAGCGGAGUCAUUAACAUCAUUAGUAGCUAAGAAGAUUGAGGAACAAAAGGUGAUAUCUGAUACAUACAACUCACAACUAAUUGAGAUCAAGUCCCUCAAAGCAUUGGUUGAGGAGUUGGAGAAGGAAAAGCAGGAGCUGCAAUUUAUUGCAGAUAUGUACGCAAAAGAAUGUUCUGAGUCAAGAACAAUUGCUGAUAUUGAAGAAUCAGAAAACCGAGCUCGCAAUCAGGCUGAAUAUUUGAAGAGCAAUCUAGAGGAGCAUAGUCUUGAGCUUCGAGUGAAAGCAGCAACUGAAGCUGAAGCUGCAUGCCAGCAAAGGCUUUCCUUUGCUGAAGCAGAACUGGAAGAGUUAAGGGCCAAAGUAGAUGCUUCUGAAAGAGAUGUUGUGGAACUCAAGGAGGCAAUAAGAAUUAAAGAGGCUGAAGGAGAUGCCUAUAUUUCUGAUAUUGAGACAAUCGGUCAAGCCUAUGAAGACAUGCAAACACAAAAUCAGCAUCUUCUUGAACAGCUCGCGGAUAGAGAGGACUUUAACAUAAAGCUGGUAUCGGAUAGUGUGAAGAUGAAACAAGCUUCGAGUUCCCUUCUCUCUGAAAAGCUUAUGUUAGAGAAGCAACUCCAGCAAGUUAAUACUUCCCUGGAGUCAUCCAAACUGAAAAUGAUCCGUGGUGAAGAGCAGAUGAAGAUUUGUGUGGCACAAGCGAUAAAAACUUCAGCUGAAAACAGACAUCUUACAAUUAGCCUGGAAAGGACUGCGCUGGAGGUAUCUAACACAGAGAAGGAGCUCAAGUGGCUUCGGUCCUCUGUUGGAUCCUCUGAGAAAGAAUAUGACCAGACUCAGCAAAAGAUUUCUGAGCUGAGGAUUUUGCUAGAGCAUGAGAGGAGUGAGAGGCGGCGGCUUGAGGAACAAUAUGAAGAGGUGAAAAAUGAAGUUAUGGAGCUGACAUCUGAGACUGAAGAGACCACUAUCCAGAAGCUACAGGAUGAAAUAAAAGAAUGCAAGGCUAUUCUCAAGUGUGGUGUCUGCUUUGACCGGCCUAAGGAGGUUGUUAUUACCAAAUGUUUCCACCUAUUCUGCUCACCAUGCAUUCAGAGGAACCUUGAGCUUCGCCACCGGAAAUGUCCUGGCUGUGGGACCCCAUUCGGACAAAAUGACGUUAGGGAGGUGAAGAUAUGAAGCUUCUCCAAAAUCAGACUGACUUGGUGUUUGAAUAGCACUAACCUGCGGGUGCUUCUCCCUUGUGAAUAUCGUCAUGUUCUCUUGGCAAACAUCUAGAUCUAACUCCCAUAUUGUGCCGUACAUAGAUGCUUCGUUACAAACAAAAGGAAAUUAAUCAGAAAAAAGGAAGUUCGUGAACUUUAA